Molecule: messenger RNA, 1188 nt
Organism: Chlorella variabilis
Lineage: Eukaryota; Viridiplantae; Chlorophyta; Trebouxiophyceae; Chlorellales; Chlorellaceae
Exons: 8
Coding region: 1-1188 (395 amino acids)
Biological process (GO): heme biosynthetic process
Cellular component (GO): cytosol
Molecular function (GO): zinc ion binding; porphobilinogen synthase activity
Source: RefSeq, a predicted model, not a curated record
AUGGCGGCCCAGAUGCAGAGCAUCGCCUCGACCAGCGCCCGUGGCGUGGUGGCGCCCCGCAGGCGUGCCCAGCUGCGCGUGAGCGCUGUGGCAGAGUUGGAGCGUUUGGCGACCCAGAGCGCCUCGAGGCGUGGCGUCCCCGAGGGCACCCCCGUUGUGCCGGUGCGCGACCUGCCCUCCCGCCCCCGCCGCAACCGCAAGAGCGAGACUGUGCGCCGUGCCUUCUCGGAAACCUUCCUGCACCCAGCCAACUUCAUCCUCCCCGUCUUUGUGCACGACGGCGACAAGAACAUCCCCAUCGAUUCCAUGCCCGGCGUGGCGCGCCUGGGCUGGCAGCACGGCCUGGUGGACGCGGUGGCCGAGGCGCGGUCGGUGGGCGUCAACCAGGUCGUCAUCUUCCCCAAGACGCCCGAGGAGCUCAAGACGCCCACCGCGGAGGAGGCCUUCAACCCCAACGGCCUCGCCCAGCGCACCAUCUCCCUCCUCAAGGACAAGUUCCCAGACCUGGAGGUGUACACCGACGUGGCCCUGGACCCCUACAACUCCGACGGCCAUGACGGCAUUGUCAGCGACGCAGGUGUCAUCCUGAACGACGAAACGAUCGAGUACCUGUGCCGCCAGGCGGUGUCGCAGGCGCGCGCGGGCGCCGACUGCGUGAGCCCCUCCGACAUGAUGGACGGCCGGGUGGCGGCCAUCCGCGGCGCGCUGGACGCCGAGGACUUCACCGACGUCUCCAUCAUGGCCUACACGGCCAAGUACGCCUCGGCCUUCUACGGCCCCUUCCGGGACGCGCUGGCGUCGGCGCCCAAGCCGUGCGCCGCGCACCGGCGCAUCCCGCCCAACAAGAAGACGUACCAGCAGGACCCGGCCAACUUCCGGGAGGCGCUGCGCGAGGCGCUCCUGGAUGAGGCGGAGGGCGCCGACAUCAUGAUGGUCAAGCCGGGCCUGCCCUACCUCGACGUCAUCCGCCUGCUGCGCGACAACUCCGCGCUGCCCAUCGCCGCCUACCACGUGUCGGGCGAGUACGCCAUGCUCAAGGCGGCCGCGGAGCGCGGCUGGCUGAACGAGAAGGAUGCGGUGCUGGAGGCGCUGCUGUGCCUCAAGCGCGCGGGGUCGGACCUCAUACUGUCGUACUAUGCUACUGAGGCGGCCAAGUGGAUGGCGGACGACAAGCCCAGCUGGCGGUGA